This is a messenger RNA of Lactuca virosa, 327 nucleotides long. NCBI's taxonomy places the organism in Eukaryota, Viridiplantae, Streptophyta, Magnoliopsida, Asterales, Asteraceae. The record is from the annotation of a GenBank genome assembly.
AUGCCCAAAAACGUUUCCUUCUCUCCUGAAAUCCUUAAAAAAUAUGAGAACGUGGGAUUUGAAGAUUUUGUUGCUUAUCUUACUACUUGUCCACUUCGUUACGAUCUUGCUGAUAUCGUUGAUUCGUUUCUUCCUCACAAUGUCUAUGAGUUCAACUACACUUCUACUUACCGCAAUGAUAGUGUAAUUAUUGGGACAAUAAGAGAUGGUCAGCACACUGUCUCAAUAUCUGUGAACGAUGUCCGAAGAGUGUUACGUCUUCUAGUUAAAGAUGAAUACUUACCUACUCCUUUCUCUGAAGAAUGUCAUAUCAUACUAAAAAAUUAA